This is a messenger RNA of Cucurbita moschata (crookneck pumpkin), 1282 nucleotides long. RefSeq names its product cationic peroxidase 1-like. The record is from RefSeq and is a predicted model, not a curated record. Gene Ontology annotation, biological process: response to oxidative stress; hydrogen peroxide catabolic process. Bases 150 to 1109 code for a protein of 319 amino acids. NCBI's taxonomy places the organism in Eukaryota, Viridiplantae, Streptophyta, Magnoliopsida, Cucurbitales, Cucurbitaceae. The transcript is spliced from 3 exons. Gene Ontology annotation, molecular function: heme binding; peroxidase activity.
UUUGAGAUAUCCAAACCAUGGUGUCACCCUACCCGUGACACCUUCCUCAUUUUUCCCUAUAUAAACCAAACGCAUUCCUCAUCAUCUUCACUGUGGAAUCCCAAGAAAUACUGUAGCAUAUUACAAGAAGUAAGCAAGCAAUAGCUCUAAUGGCGGCCCUUCGCUCUCUUUUUCUCUGUGUUUUUGUUUUAUCAGCUGCCCUAAGCCAUAGCCAUGCACAGCUGACUCCCAACUUUUACAACAAAGUCUGCCCCAAGGCCUUGUCCACCAUUAGAUCCGUCGUCUUGAACGCCAUCAAACGUGAGCCUCGUAUGGGAGCUUCCCUCUUACGUCUCCAUUUCCACGACUGCUUCGUCAACGGUUGUGAUGGGUCGGUCUUAUUGGACGAUAUUGGUAGCUUCGUUGGAGAAAAGACUGCCUUUCCUAAUGUAAACUCGAUCAGAGGCUUUGAAGUCGUCGACCAGAUUAAACAAAAAGUCAAUAAGGCUUGUAAAGGCAAUGUUGUGUCUUGUGCUGAUAUCUUAGCUGUUGCUGCUCGUGAUUCUGUUGCUAUUCUUGGUGGGCCAAACUACAAAGUACUAUUAGGAAGAAGAGAUGCAAGAACAGCAAGCGUAGACGAUGCCAACAGAAGCCUCCCUCCACCAUUUUUCAGUUUCUCACAGCUUCUAUCCAGCUUCCAAUCUCAAGGCCUCGACCUCAAGGACCUCGUCCUCUUAUCUGCUGGCCACACCCUCGGCAAAGCUCGGUGCGCCACCUUCCGAACAAGGAUAUACAACGACACCAACAUCGACCGGAAAUUCGCAGCGUCGCUGAAGGCAAUUUGCCCACCAAGCGGCAAGGAUAACAAUCUGAUGGGUCUUGACAAGACUUCCAAUUUCUUUGACACUGCCUACUUCAAAGCUUUGUUGAAUAAGAAGGGUCUUCUCCAUUCCGACCAGGAACUGUUCGGCGGCGGGAGCCAGGAGAGUGAUGAAUUGGUGUCGUACUAUAGCAGUUAUCCAUACUCCUUUAGAGAUGACUUUGGUUCUUCCAUGAUCAAAAUGGGUAAUAUAAAGCCACUUACAGGAAGUUAUGGAGAAAUCAGACAAAACUGUCGGUUUGUCAACUAAAAUGUUUCGGUUUGGUUUUCGCUUUCGAUUUGAAUUUGGAUUUGGAAUUGGAUUAACGUUGUUUGAGAUUCGAGUGUCGAAGAGUGUGCAAGUUUGUGUAUAACCUUCGUUGAUGUUUGUUUGUAUUAUAUGAAAUUAAAUAAUUAUUGUGCCCUUCUAAAAUGUCGUAGAAA